Sorex fumeus (smoky shrew) is the source of this 1199-nucleotide messenger RNA. RefSeq names its product armadillo repeat containing 12 (gene ARMC12). Gene Ontology annotation, cellular component: nucleus. Lineage: Eukaryota; Metazoa; Chordata; Mammalia; Eulipotyphla; Soricidae. The transcript has 7 exons. The coding region runs from base 119 to 1198 and encodes 359 amino acids. The record is from RefSeq and is a predicted model, not a curated record.
GACCGGGAAUGGGUGUAUGUGAGGGGGGAGCUGAGUUAAGUACCUCCCAGGCCUCUUUGAGACCCUCUGCUUUUUCCGUCACGGUCACCGGCUUCGAGCACCAAUAUUUUCAGUCCAGAUGAAACCUACUUUUAGUAGCAAUUACAGUAUAUUCGACCUUGGGUUAAGCGUGUGCUGGCACCGUUCCAGUGUGAAGCAACUGGACAUCCGGAAAGUGAUAGUGAGCGUGGUCACGGGCGCGGGAGCCAUCUACCUCUGCUACAAGGCCAUCAAGACUGGCUUACGAUGUCAGCCUCCCUUCUUCUCCAACUCUCCCGUCUGCAUUGCCCGCUUGGCCGUGGAGCGAGAGCGGCUCGGGCGGGACUCGGGCGAGCUCCGGAAGCUCCUCAACUCCUUGGAGUGCAACCACGACGAGUUCACCAAGAGCAUGAUCCUGCACAGCAUCACCCGCUGUGUGUACCUGCUGGAGGCUGAGGCUGCCUCUUGUUCUAAUGAUGACAUCAGACUGGUGGGCUGCAUGCUGGAUGACAAGGACAACUGUGUCAAAAUCCAGGCUCUGAAUGCACUUAAGGCUUUCUCGGGCAUCAGGAAAUUCAGGGUUAAGAUCCAGGAACAUUUCAUCAAGAUACUAGAACUGAUUUCUACUAUCUGGGACUCAGAGUUACACGUCUCAGGCCUCAGACUCCUCAACAACGUCCCAGUGCCCGAGUUUGUUCAUCCACAACUCCGACGGGUGAUGCCUGCCUUGAUGGAGAUCGUGCAGUCAGACUAUACCACGGCCCAGAUACAAGCCAUCCAUCUGCUGACUUUGCUGGCGCAGAAGGAAGACCUUCUCUAUGAUAUUCUCAACUGCCAGGUGCACCCCACCUUCCUGAACCUUUUUCAGUGCUGUCGCCCCGCGAAUCUGUUAUAUGAGAUCCUGGUGUUUGCCGAGCGGCUGAGCGAGGGCCGGAAUUCCCCUCACUACCGAGCUGUCAAGUGGCACUACAACGAACAGUCUCUGCACGAAGCGCUCUUUGGGGCUAACUCACGCCUGGCCGACCGACUACUCGCCCUGGUCAUCCACCCAGAGGAGGAUGUUCAGAUCCAGGCUUGCAAGGUCAUAGUCAGCCUGCAGUGCCCCCCGGAUCUGGGGCACCGAUCUCCCCGUCAGCCCUCCUGUCAGCUCAGUAAUUCUCUCUUUGCUAACGGAGAAUAGC